Daucus carota subsp. sativus is the source of this 2254-nucleotide messenger RNA. Its product is annotated as cysteine--tRNA ligase, chloroplastic/mitochondrial. Gene Ontology annotation, biological process: cysteinyl-tRNA aminoacylation. The transcript is spliced from 9 exons. NCBI's taxonomy places the organism in Eukaryota, Viridiplantae, Streptophyta, Magnoliopsida, Apiales, Apiaceae. Gene Ontology annotation, cellular component: cytoplasm. Gene Ontology annotation, molecular function: cysteine-tRNA ligase activity; ATP binding. The record is from RefSeq and is a predicted model, not a curated record. The coding region runs from base 65 to 1804 and encodes 579 amino acids.
ACAGUUGCCCAGAAAAGGCUCGGCAAUUGGGGAUAACGCUAACGCAGAGGGAUAAACCUCAAAAAUGCUAGCAAUGCUCAAGUCCUACAAGCCCUCUUUCCCCCUUUGCUCAUCUCCCACUCUCUACUCAUCCAAAGCUUCAAUUUUGACACACACCCACAAAUUCUUGGCCAAGAAUCUCCCCAAAUCAACGGCCAAGAUUCAAUUUUGCAGCUCACUGAGUGAUGCUGAGCCAAGAUCAAGAAAUGGGCUGGGCCUCAAUGGGGCAGAAAGAAAGGGGGAGAGUGGUGGAGUUAAGAGAGAGUUGUGGCUGUAUAAUACGCUGAGUAAGCAGAAAGAGUUGUUUAGGCCUAAAGUUGAAGGGAAAGUUGGGAUGUAUGUUUGUGGGGUUACUGCUUAUGAUUUUAGCCACAUUGGUCAUGCCCGGGUUUAUGUUUCGGUUGAUGUGCUUUUCAGAUAUCUAAGGUCUUUGGGAUAUGAAGUGAAUUAUGUUCGCAAUUUCACGGAUGUUGAUGAUAAGAUUAUUUCCAGAGCAAAUCAGCUGGGUGAGGAUCCAAUUGGUUUGAGUAGACGUUUCUGUGAAGAGUUUCACCAGGAUAUGGAAGAUCUUCAUUGUCUACCUCCUUCUGUUGAGCCUCGUGUUUCUGAUCACAUUUCACAUAUCAUCGAUAUGAUUAAGCAGAUACUUGAUAAUGGAUGUGCCUACAGAACUGAUGCAGAUGUAUACUUCGCUGUUGACAAAUUUCCUCACUAUGGCCGAUUAUCUGGGAGAAAGAUAGGAGAUAAUAGAGCUGGUGAACGAGUUGCAAUUGACACAAGAAAGAAAAAUCCAGCUGAUUUUGCUUUAUGGAAGUCUGCAAAGGAAGGAGAGCCCUCCUGGGAGAGUCCUUGGGGCCCGGGAAGACCUGGGUGGCAUAUUGAGUGCAGUGCCAUGAGUGCGGCAUAUUUAGGUUAUUCUUUUGACAUACAUGGUGGCGGAAUGGACCUUAUCUUUCCCCACCAUGAAAAUGAGAUUGCUCAGAACUGUGCUGCAUGUGACAAAAGUGACAUCAGUUAUUGGAUACACAAUGGAUUUGUCACAAUAGACUCGGAGAAAAUGUCCAAGUCCCUCGGAAACUUUUUCACAAUUCGGCAGGUUAUAGAUUUGUACCACCCACUUGCUUUGAGGCACUUCUUGAUCGGAACACAUUACAGGUCUCCUAUUAAUUACUCAGACCUUCAGCUCGAGAGUGCGUCUGAGAGAAUCUUUUACAUCUAUCAGACAUUGCAUGACUGUGAAGAUUUUGUAGGCCGGAAUGAUGCAACAGGACUUGACAAUAUUCCACCACAAACGAUAGAUUGCAUCAGCAAUUUUGAAAAUAUACUUUUUACAGCAAUGUCAGAUGACCUUCACACUCCAGAUAUUUUAGCUGCUCUAUCUGACCCACUAAAAACUGCCAAUGAUCUUCUACACACUAAAAAGGGGAAGAAGGCAUCAUUGAGAAGAGAGUCCCUUGGUGCUUUAGAGAAGACAAUGCGGAAUGCUCUGGCAAUAUUAGGGCUCAUGCCAACAGGAUACACAGAAGCUUUACAACAGCUAAAAGAGAAGGCGCUGAAGCGUGCAAAAUUGACCGAAGAAGAGGUUCUUAGUAAAAUCACUGAAAGAGAUACUUCAAGAAAGAACAAGGAAUAUGAAAAAUCAGAUGCAAUCAGGAAAGAGUUAGCUGCUGCCGGGAUUGCUCUCAUGGACAGCCCAGAGGGCACGAAAUGGAGACCAGCUAUUCCUAGCCGAUUGCAAGAACAGCUGGCUGCUGCAACAACUUGAAUGAUGAUAGAGGUAUCAUUGUCAGGUUAUAGUUGAGCAUGACACCACGAAAAGACUCAAAAAACACUGUUGAUCCCGGGAACCAUAUUAGGCAACUAGUUUACAGAAAAUUAAAACGUCAAUCCAGAUUGCACCGAGUUACUGCGUUAUGGAAUGAUGAAAGAUAGGAAGAGAGCUGCAUUAUGGUGGCUAUGUGAUUAUUUAUUCUUGCAAAAGUAUUUUGUUUUCAACCAGAUGUAGUAAUAAUACAUACUACUUCUGGGUUAUAUGUCGAAAAGAGCUUGAAAUCAUGUUUCUACAAUAUCGCAUCUGAGUGUAUUAGAAAAUCGGAGUUAAUAUUCCUUGCAAAAUGUUGUUUAGAAGACAUUGAGAUUCAUGUAAAUGGGGUUGAACUUGGAGAAGUUCUUAAAUUUGGAGUGACACGAGAUCCAUUGAAUCUCUUUUCUUCAA